UAAAACCUGGGUUAUUUGCACGUUUUGUAUGACAUCUGGUUUCCUGUUCCGCGUGGCACAGAUGCCUAAAGGGGUGGGUGGGAUAGGCCCGCGCCCGCUGUGACUAUUAAAUGAUGGUCUGUGAGUGGGAAAGGUGCAGUCUCAAGAGAAGUUACAGGGCAAAUAACACCUUGUGUAAAUGAAAGAAUGGUUUUGGCCACUGGAAUCAUGCACCAUCUGAGCUGAGAGGACCUAACCACAUCAAGACCCCGUUUAUUCGAUUUGGUCGAGAUGCCAAGAACGGGGCCUGCUCCUCAGAGCGUUCAAGUGCCGGAGGAUCUUCCAGAGCGGGCGCAGCGGCCCCAGGUGGUGUCGGUACAGCAGCGCCAUCGCUGGGACUGCGGCCUCGCCUGCAUCAUGAUGGUCCUGCCGGAGGCCAAGCGCAACCACUUCAUCGAAAACUUCCAGAGCGUCUGCCACGACGAGGGAUUCGGCAAAAGCACGUGGACGAUCGACCUGGUGUACCUCCUGCACCGUUUCGGCGUGCGGCAGCUGUACUGUACCUUGACGCUGGGCAUAGACCCAGGGUACAGGCGGCAGAGCUUCUACGGCUACGGCCGCGUAUUGCGAAUGGACGCGGCCCGCGUCACGGAGCGUUUCGCCAAGGCGGCCAGCCUGGGCGUGCCCGUGGAGCGGCGCGCGGUGCCGGUCGACGAGGUGCUGCACCACCUGGCGACGAGCGGCCCGGUGGUGGUGCUCACCGACGGCCGCUACCUGCGCUGCGACCGCUGCCACACCAACCAGGCCGGCUCCGAGCUCACCACCUGCUUCCCCUGCAUCUCCGAGUACAAGGGUCAUUACAUAGUGCUGUACGGAUACGACUUGUCGAAGAGGGUCGUCUUCUACCGAAACCCGACGUUUCGAGACAGGGAAUGCUGCAUGUCGGUGGCGGCGCUGGAUCAGUGUCGGCGCAGCUACGGCACCGACGAGGACAUCAUCUUCGUGUUUGACUCGUGGACCAGCUGAGCACCCCCGACCGCAGCGGGGUGGCUGUGCUCCGCCCUCACCGGCGCAGGGUCGACGGUGGAUCGUGUUGCGGAUGCGGCGGAGAGGUGGAUGUUCGGUGGUGUCAUGAUGCAGAGACGCGGUUGCAUUGCAUUUCAGCUGCCAGGGGGGGGGGGGGGUCUCGCUGCUGCAGUCAGGCACCCGCAGAACAUUCCGGCUGCCGGGCUGUGAUGACCGCCGUCGCCGUGGAGCAGUCAGACAUGGACGCAGUAGAAGAGUGGCCGAAGUACUUACGUCUAGCAGGACUACGGGAGUGUUUACCGUUUGUCAUGCGUAAUUUCUGUCAGUGAUACUGUGAUUACUGUCAGUGAUACUUCCAUCCUUCCAUCAAUCUGGCAAUACUUUUCACCAUCGCUUUUCGAUGGGACGCUGCUAUCCGUGUAAUGGGCUGUGAUGGCGGUGAUUUUGCUUCAGCGGCCUACGCGCAAUGGACGAUGUUUGGCACACAUCGUCCUCAUUUUUCUCACAGAAGCGACAAUAGCCAGGCUAAGAGUGUGUUUGCUUGUGCGUUUUCCGUUGCACUGAAUAUGUGAUAUGUUAAUAAGUAAAAGUUACCAACCGUAGUGCUCAAUGGGCUGAUUCAAUUGCAUCAAUUUGAGACAUGUGUUAGACUAAUAAUUUUAAGAUUCCCUGCCAGCAUUAUCUACCAAGCCGGGCGACGCUAACUUGAAAGUUAAGUUUCCAUUUGUUGGGAAUUCGCGAAGCAGUAACACGUGAUCAGUGUGUGUACGUGGGUGACAUUGAUUUCUCCUCGCUGAAAUAUAUCCAGCUAUUUUCCCAAUGA
This is a messenger RNA of Pollicipes pollicipes, 1828 nucleotides long. Its product is annotated as protein GUCD1. The record is from RefSeq and is a predicted model, not a curated record. The transcript has 7 exons. NCBI's taxonomy places the organism in Eukaryota, Metazoa, Arthropoda, Thecostraca, Pollicipedomorpha, Pollicipedidae. The coding region runs from base 271 to 1005 and encodes 244 amino acids.